GGCCGUAGCCUUCAACUGGGGCCGAACUGUGUAAGUCGUUGCGGCGCGCAGCCGGGAUUGUUCACUGCGCUCGUUGGGCUGCCGGGUUUCUCUCUGCCCGCCUCUCUGACACGCGCCGACAGCUUCUCUGCUCUCUGCAGCGCCCCGACCUGCGGCCGGACGGGGGAUGCGCAGCCCGCCAGCCCCUGGGAGCCAGGGCAGUGAGGUCCCAGGCCCCACCUUUGCUGAUGGCGAGCUCAUCUCCAGGGAGCCUGGCUUCUUUCCUGAGGACAAGGAGGAGGUUAUGACGCUGGCCCCGCCCGAGGAGUUGGACAUGGACAGCCCUAUGGAGAGCGCCCAGAGCCUGGAGGGAUCGGUCGGGAGUCCAGCCGAGGAGAAGGACGGGGGGCUUGGGGGCCUGUUUCUGCCAGAGGACAAGUCCCUGGGACAUACUCCAUCCAUGACGACGUCAGACCUCUCCACACACUCCACCACCUCGCUCAUCAGCAAUGAGGAGCAGUUUGAAGACUAUGGGGAGGGAGAUGAUGUGGACUGUGCCCCCAGCAGCCCCUGCCCCGAUGAUGAGACAAGGACCAACAUCUACUCGGAUCUGGGGUCUUCAGUGUCUUCCAGUGCGGGGCAGACACCUAGGAAAAUGCGGCACGCGUACAACAGUGAAUUGCUGGAUGUUUAUUGCUCUCAGUGCUGCAAGAAAAUCAACCUGCUGAAUGAUUUGGAAGCCCGGCUGAAAAACCUAAAGGCCAACAGCCCCAACCGAAAGAUCUCUAGCACAGCCUUCGGACGGCAGCUCAUGCACAACAGCAACUUCAGCAGCAGUAACGGCAGCACUGAGGACCUGUUCCGGGACAGUAUCGACUCCUGUGACAACGACAUCACAGAGAAGGUGAGCUUCCUGGAAAAGAAGGUGACAGAGCUGGAGAAUGACAGCCUGACCAAUGGGGACCUGAAGAGCAAGCUGAAGCAGGAGAACACUCAGCUGGUGCACAGGGUGCACGAGCUGGAGGAGAUGGUGAAGGACCAGGAGACCGCGGCCGAGCAGGCACUGGAGGAGGAGGCGCGGCGCCACCGUGAGGCCUACAGCAAGCUGGAGAGAGAGAAGAGCACCGAGAUCGAGCUGCUCAACACACGGGUGCAGCAGUUAGAGGAAGAAAAUACAGAGCUUAGAACGACAGUGACUCGGCUCAAGUCGCAAACAGAGAAGCUGGACGAGGAGCGGCAGCGCAUGUCCGACCGGCUGGAGGACACCAGCCUGCGGCUCAAGGAUGAGAUGGACCUGUACAAGCGCAUGAUGGACAAGCUGCGGCAGAACCGCCUCGAGUUCCAAAAGGAGCGGGAGGCGACACAGGAGCUCAUUGAAGACUUGCGGAAGGAACUGGAGCAUCUGCAGAUGUACAAGCUGGACUGCGAGCGGACAGGCAGGGGCCGCAGCUCGUCAUCCAGCCUGGGCGAGUUCAAUGCCAGGGCCCGCGAGGUGGAGCUGGAGCAUGAGGUCAAGCGGCUCAAGCAGGAGAACCAUAAGCUGCGGGAUCAGAAUGACGACUUGAAUGGACAGAUCUUGAGCCUCAGCCUCUAUGAAGCAAAGAACCUCUUUGCUACCCAGACCAAAGCCCAGUCUCUGGCUGCGGAAAUAGACACAGCUUCGCGUGAUGAGCUAAUGGAAGCCCUGAAGGAGCAGGAGGAGAUCAACUUCCGCCUAAGACAGUACAUGGACAAGAUUAUCCUCGCCAUCCUGGACCACAACCCCUCUAUCCUCGAGAUCAAACACUGAGACAAGGGGGCUGGCUGCAGAGCAGCCUCGGGACCCAGGGACCAAGGGACAGACACUGCCUGAGGAUGCGGGCCCAGAGCCCGGCCCUCACACUCACACUGUAAAUGUAUCUCUGGCCACCAUGCGUGACGUGUACUGGUGUAUGUGUGGGGCGGCCUGUGCUCGAGCAUGGUCUUGUGGUUGUGGGCUCUGCUCACGGCACGUGGAUGGUACCUGCGCGGUUAGCUGUUCACGCACUUUGUGAUACCUUUGCAAGGGGCAGAGGGUGCUGGAGGUGGGAGGUGGCAAGGUCUUCUAUCCUGAGUUACUGUAAUAACAAGAACUGGAUGCUUGUGUUUUAGAUACUGGAUAAAAUGAUUCUACCUCUGGGGAUAAGGAUUAAAAAAGUACUCUGAGAGAGGGCCUUUUACCCUACCCUGUCCCCCCCGGGAUAGGAGCAAAAUUAUCAUCUCUUCUGGAGUUUGAAUGCUUAACAGCUGUGUCCUCGCCAACCUCUUUGGCCUGGAUCAGGCCACCUCUCAAGCCCAGGGGUUCAAGCUCAGAGGGGAGGAGGGUGCUCCCCAAGCAGGGUCACUGUUCUGGUGCCCUCUGUGCCACGUGCACAGUGUGGCCAGAGGAUGAUCUGCAGAGGACCUGAGGCUGCAGAAUACAGCUUCACUCUGCAGAGUUCCUGGCAUUUUUUACAUUCUCCAGGCACUUCCUCAUCCCUGCUUACCUACCUCCCCUUUCUGUUUUCUUUUUACGACAAUGAGAAAUAAGCAGCAUUCACUUGGGUAUAAAAUGGAAAGAGAAAAGGGGGUUGAUGGAUGGGGGUGUCUAAGGCAGCUGUUGGCACUGGGCAACCAAAGAAGUGAUUGUCAGGGAGGAGAGGGGUCCACGUGCCUGUCAGUUCCUCCCCACAGCAGCAUUGUAAAAGAGACACACAUAGGACCAUCUUGCCCACAGACUUCGCAGGCUGUGAGCUGGCCCUGUUCUCCACGCAGCCUGAGGAUGGCAGGCCUUGGGUUUGGAUUUUCAAAAUCUGAGCUCUGGGCUCAGCUGGGUAACAGGAGCCCUUCGUUCACUUUGAGAAACACACCUGUGUUCCGUUCUCAGCCAGGGGAUGACUGCUGUGCUGGUGGGGAGACACAGUUGGGGAAACCUUAGUCUUCCAUCCUCUGACACGAGAGAUUUUUAAUGUGCUCUUUUGUAGACACGUUGCAGGUAGAUAUGGUACUGUCUUAGUUAAUUUAGUGCUGCUGUAACAGAAAUACCACAAGUGGAUGGCUUUAACAAACAAACUUCUUUUUUCAUAGUUUAGGAGGCUAAAAGUCCAAAUUCGGGGUGCCAACUCUAGGGGAAGGCUUCCUCUC
Molecule: messenger RNA, 3120 nt
Organism: Trichechus manatus latirostris (Florida manatee)
Lineage: Eukaryota; Metazoa; Chordata; Mammalia; Sirenia; Trichechidae
Gene: RAB11FIP4
Product: RAB11 family interacting protein 4
Exons: 13
Coding region: 167-1768 (533 amino acids)
Biological process (GO): endocytic recycling; regulation of cytokinesis
Cellular component (GO): recycling endosome membrane; endocytic vesicle; midbody
Source: RefSeq, a predicted model, not a curated record